Cladocopium goreaui is the source of this 5103-nucleotide messenger RNA. Lineage: Eukaryota; Dinophyceae; Suessiales; Symbiodiniaceae. The record is from the annotation of a GenBank genome assembly.
AUGGUGAGCUUCAGGCGGGUGGAUGCCCUCAGCGACCCCGAGGUUGAUCAAUCGUUUCAACCGAAAUGGUCCACGUUGAAGAGGAUGGCUGUCGCAGUGGCAACUGCUAUGGUCGUUUGUGUGGGCAUUCUUGCCUUGUCGACGAAUGGCUUCAGCCGCAACUGCAGCAACAUUGCAGCUUUGCAGGGGAAGUCCGCUUUGGAUCUUGAUUCAGCCAUCCGCUCUACCAGUGAAAAGCUGAUUCAGGCAGUGAAGAACAACCAAACCGUGGCUGAUGAGACUGUGAUGAAGGCCAUGGUGAAGGCAGGUCACAAGAUUCAGGACCACUGGGAGAAGCACCACAUCCGCAAGUUGGAUACUCUUACCACCAUCAGAAAGGUGAAAGGAUUCCGCCAAGGACAAAAGGUCAAACUUGCUGGACGUGCGGAAUGCGCCUUCAACGUUUUGGAGGCAUUUGUCUCAGCAGUGGGUAUGGGUGAUGACAUCAAUGCCAUCAUUCGCACUUGCCCUGCACCUCGUGACGGUGAGUCUGAGUUGGCUUGCCAGGUGAACGGUGCCAUCCUGGGUGCUUGGGUAGGAAACCUUGCUACAAAGCUGGCCUUGGCAACUUCCAAUUGUGCCCUGAGCAUCAACGUGGAUGCCAUUUGCUCUGCUGGCAUCACAGGCUUGGUGUCAGGCUUGGGAGAGAUUGCAGCUGGAGCUUCUUUGGGUGCGGCCACAUGUACCGCAACUCCGCCACAGUUGACCACCACCAAGAUCAGUGUCCUGGGAGAUCAGACUGUCCGAGAUGGCCGACGAUUGUUGAUCGGAGAAGGCACUGUCGGCAACGGUGUGCAGUGUGGUGUAGAUGUGGGCAUGGUGGCAGCCAACAUUGCAAACAUGGGUAUUGCCAUCAACAAGGCCGUGAAUGUGAACAAGUGCAAAGCAAGCACCUUCCGUUCACCAUUGAACGUGGUCAAGGGCCUCCAAGAGUCACUUUGCACCGUCGACAUUGGUGGUGCUGUGGCCUACAUCGGUCAGGUUGUUACCUUCAUCAAUCUCAUUGUGCUUCAUUGCCAGGACUACAUGGCUGAGUUCACCAGAGCUGAACGACGCCUUCAAUUGACACACAGCAUCACCUUGCCUGAGAAGGUGAAAGCCUGGUGGUUCCUGCGCAAAAGUGGAAUCACAAAGGAGCAAAGACAGCUGAUCCUGACUCACAUUGGAACGGCUGGAUUGACCUUAGAAGAAGUUCAAAAGGCUAUGAGCUUCAUCCUUGGCCAAGGCUCCAAGCUCGAGCCUUCCACUGCCUCCCGAUGGGGUAAGGUCAACAAGAUCUACUACGGCGAAGAUGAUGAUGGUUGGGACUAUGAGGCUGAGUAUGACGACUCAGUCCACUACAUGGAUGAAGAUGACAUUGAUGAUGUUGCCUGGGCUGAUGACGGCCAGGACUACUACGAUGAUGGUGCAUCUGCCGCUGUCUCCAACCACGAUCAGGUGUUCGAUGUGGAAGAGUUCGAUGAGGUCUACGCCAACUAUGCUGAAGCACGUGGCAAGCUGAAUGCUCUCAGGUGCAUCCUCCUGCCAAUGUUUCUUGGUGGUCGACGCAUCGACGUGCUGACCUACGUGAUCCAAGGUGCUGCUCCGAUUUUGGUUGGACGCCCCCUGCUGGAGAAACUUGGUCUCACUGUGGACUACAACAAGCAGCUGAUGCGAUGGCCCAACCAAAACUGGGAAACUGCCCCACGUGGUCUAAAGGGUGAGUACAUCCUACAUCUUGGACGAGAUCUGCCUGCUUGCCGCCAACGAGAACCUGACAUGGUCCUCAUGCCUGAAGACUUCGAUGACCACAUUGGUCAACAGGUCCCAAUACAAACGUUUUUGAAGGAAAGCACCGAGGAUGUCAUGACUGCAGCCGACAUCGCCGACAAGGAGAUGUCACAACACCACGACGAUGCGAAACAGUGCAAUACACAUCCUGCAGAGGAUGGAAUGGACCAUGAGACUGAAGAGCCCUAUGGUCGCGUGAUGCGAUUGCAACACCAUGUGCUGCGCAAGAUGGAAACCAAUCUGAAGCUGAAGGCUCAGAAUCUUGGCAAGAUCCUCUAUGCUAGCAAGAGCCUCGACAAGAGCACCCACAAGCCACAUGUGAUUUGGGAAGUGUUUGUUGGUGCUUGCCGCACAUCCCAUUACCUCACAAAGUAUGACAACGUGCUUGUGGAGGUCUUCUCUUUGUGCACUGGCUGGGACUUCAACUUCGAGAAAGCUGCUGAUCGCAAACGAGCUGACUUGUGCCAACACCGCAGAACACUUGAGCUCUACAUGGAUGGAAAGGGCGAACGCACCAAGAAGACUUUGCUUGAAGCUGCCAUCUACUGCCCUGGCCAGAUCAACAACCUGAGCUACACCAACGGCUACACGCCGGGCCAGUGGGUUCUUGGAAGAUCUUCUGCUGAUGCUCGCAGCUUGACAGCUGACCUCUUCAACCUUGGCGCUGUUUCCAUGACUGACCACACUGACUUCAGUCAUGUGCAGCAGAAGCGACUUGCAGCUCAAACGGCAUUUCUGAAAGCCGACACUGAUCUCAGACUACGCCGUGCCAUGAUGCAGAACUACAAGGAAGUCAAGAACAAGGUGGUAGUAGGUCAACAAUGCUACUACUGGAGACUGCAAGGCACUGGCAUCCUCCAAAAGAACAAAUGGCGACGUCCCUGUCGCUGCGUUUCUACGGAGUUGGAUGACAAUGGAAACCAACUGGUGCUUUGGAUUUGUCAUGGCACUUCACUUCUUCGAUGCGAGAAGAAGGCCUUCAUGAUCCUCAACAAGCUGCAGCAGAUGGCCAACAAAGUGAACAAUAAGAGCCCAGCAUCGCCCCUGACGAUAUUGCUGCUGAAAACAUGGACACUGACGGUCCCUCACUGCUCUAUCAACAUCGACGACGAGAUGCUGAAGAGGCUGGACUUGAACCUCCUGAACCAAGUUCACAACGACCGAGAUUGGACUCUGUUGCUGAGCCUGAGCCUGGCCCUGCAGAAAGCCAAACCCGGUGACAACGAGCUCAUUGUAGACGAGGCCUAUGUCGCUGAGAUUGACGACAAGUCGUUCCCGAAAGAUUGGGUCUUGGUUGAUGGUGACUUUGAGCUGGACGAGGUCUAUCUGACCAACCUUGGAGUUCGGAAGAACGAAGCCUCCGAACGAGCCAUGACUCUGGCGGAAAAGGAGCAAAUGAUUGAGGCCAAGCAGAAGGAGCCCACCUCCUACUUUGCCAACAAGAUUUGGACUUUUACCGAGAUUGGCAAGAACGACAACCAGCUUCUCUCCAGCGACGAGCAAAAGCCCGUUUGGUUCUCAGAGGAUUUGAAGAUCCCGACCUUUUCAACCCGGAGAAGACAUCGCCAACGGCAUCAAAAUCUUCCAAGAUGUUGCUGCUUGCACUGGUGCCCAAUUUUUGGAUGGACUUUGUUUUGCGGCGAUGUGCGCUGUGCAUUUCUCUCGGGAGCUGAGUUCAAACGCAACAUCAUUGUCAAGCUCCCACGUGAUUGCAGUGCUCUACUUGGUUGCCAAGGCGUCACCUACAUGAAAAUGAACAAGUCUGCCUAUGGCCUGAGCGAUGCACCGCUCUUAUGGUGGCGUGAAGCCGACCGGCGACUGAGAAGCACUGGACUGAAACGACACAGGCUUGACAAGUGCUGCUACAUGUUCUACAACAAGGAUGGUGCCCUUUGCGCGAUGCUCAUUCUACAUGUGGACGACUUGCUUCUGGGAGCCAACAUGAAUGACCCUGAAGCUGAAUCCUUGAUCCAACGUCUUCGCGCUUGCUUUGACUUUGGCAAGUGGCAAAGCCUUGACGCUGACAAGCAACUUGUUUACUGUGGUGGCCACAUCACCAAAAUUGAGGAUAACCUCUCAUUGGACUGUGAAACCUACCUCAAGAAAGUGCUGCCAAUCACAGUUGCGAAAGGCCGUGGAAAAGACCAACCACUAGCACCUCAAGAGACUUCAAAGGCACGUGGCCUGAUUGGUGCGCUUCAAUGGCCUGCCGGCCAAGCUUGCUUGCAGCUCAACGCCUCAACUUCAAUCAUUGCAGCCAACAUCAACAAAGGCACUGUGGAUUUGCUUCACGAGCUCAACAAGACGCUCCGGUUUGCAAAGAACUCAGCAGAUCUCCGACUGACAAUGCGUCCAGUCUGUGGAGAUUGGAGCGAAAUGUGCCUUCUAUGUUUUUCAGAUGCUGCAGUGCAAGUUCGAGCUGGCUCUAGCUCUCAAGGUGGUUUUGUCAUCAGUUUGAUCAACACCAAGGUCUUGGAAGGCAAAUCUGCGCCCUACUCCAUUGUAGCCUGGCGAUCCUACAAGCUGCCCAAAGUUUGCAGAUCGAGUUUGAGCGCCGAAGCUCAAUCCUGCGCCACGGCCUUGGAUGAACUCAUGAUGGUCAAGACUAGCCCUUACUUGGACGGAGUCACAAAAGCCUUUGCAGCCCUGGACACCAACGAGAACUCUGAGUAUGCCAUCAACGUCAUGCCUGACAUUGCCCUGGUCAUAACUGUCCUGGCGGUCCUUGCGGGCUUCUAUGUGAUCCUUUGCAAGUGGUGGUGCCGCUGUAGACGGAAUCAAGCUGAAGCUGAUGCAACAACUCUAGCUGAUGCAACAACUCAAGUUGAUGCAACGACUCAAGCCGAUGUAACAGCCGAUGCCGAGACCAAUCCAGCCAUCAUUGCCCUCAACCAGCAGAUUGAUCAGCUGAAGAUCACGGAUGAUUCGAACUACAGGAUCUACGCUCUUGGCGUGGAGAUGGAUGAGCAGAAAGCAUCCUACGAGCGACAGCUGGAAUGGACGGAAGCUGAGAUGGUGGUCUGGCGUGAUCAGUCACAGACAGCCAACGCAGAAAGGAACGAGGCCCAACUGCAACGAGAUCAUCAUCGACGAAGAGCCAGAACGCUGAUGAAUUGGCCCUGCUGGUUCACACGACAUGGUGACAAAUGGCACACCCACAGGGAGUGCCAAAGCCUAACACAGAGCGAACCACAAGUGAGAGAGAUGAUGUGUAGGUACUGUGCCCAAAGGGCAAUAGACGAAACUGGCGGACUGCCGGGUGGGACAUCGCAGCCCAAACGGCUACGCCAUAAG